This is a messenger RNA of Xiphias gladius (swordfish), 1224 nucleotides long. Its product is annotated as endonuclease domain-containing 1 protein-like. The record is from RefSeq and is a predicted model, not a curated record. Lineage: Eukaryota; Metazoa; Chordata; Actinopteri; Istiophoriformes; Xiphiidae. The transcript is spliced from 2 exons. Gene Ontology annotation, molecular function: hydrolase activity; metal ion binding; nucleic acid binding. The coding region runs from base 1 to 912 and encodes 303 amino acids.
AUGUCUCAAAGGAAGAUGCUGCAAUUCUCCACGGGAGCUCUGCUUCUUCUUCUACCCUGGUUUGGUGGCCUGGUCCUUGGAGAGGUCAGCAGUGACUUUUCACAGUGCCUCGAUUUCUUUUAUAACAAAACUCCACCGCAGGGCAUCACCGACGUGGGAUACCAACCGAUAUGCCAGCGCUACAGAAACCAGUACCGCUUUGCCAGCCUGUACCACCGUCAGCAUCGUGAACCGCUGUACUCUGCGUACAUACUCAGCCCUGCAGAUGGCAAACGGCCCAAUGUCUCUUGGAUGUAUGAACCACAGUUGGCAUUUUCCCGUGCCAGCCCAGAGAUGAAACCUUUCCAUACCCCCCUGGACCAGAAUGUGAUUGAGAGCCAGGCGAUGCUUCGGGACUACAGGAACUCCAACUUCACCAAAGGGCAUCUCAAUCCCAGCAUGCACCAGAAGACAAUAGAAGACCGUGAGGCCACCUUCACCCUGACUAAUAUUGUCCCUCAGCGGGCAGGCUCCAAUUCUGGCCCCUGGAACCGUCUGGAGAAUGAGAUGUUGAGAAAAUUCAAUGCCUUCUGUGAAGGGCCGAUGUAUGUGAUCACCGGGGCCAUGUCUUAUGAAUCUGGAGAUCACUGGAUUAAUAACAGGGUGUCUAUUCCUGAGUACAUGUGGUCUGCCUACUGCUGCCCAUCCUACAAACCUAACCUUCCUGAGUCUGCGCGGCCAUUUUUCCCCACAUAUGCUGCAGUGGGAAGAAAUGACCCCAACAGCGGAGAGGAGAUUGUGCCAGUUGAUGUCAAGGCGAGGGCCUCAGUGCGAGGCUAUGAUGUGAGGCGGAUGACUUUGGAGACUCUGGAGGGCAUCCUGAGACAAAGGCUGGCCAUGCCCGUCAGUCUGUUUCGUGGGCAGUGUCAGUAACAAAGGGGCAAUGCUUUAGUUCCUUGUUAAAAUUAAAUUCAGUAGUCACCAAAUACAGCACAUCUCCUCAGUGUCUCGUCAGAAUCAAGAAGUUAAGAAGAUUCAAUUCCCUCCCUUCCUGUCUCUUUAAUUACUGAAUGAGAUGAGAGUUUGAUUAACCAGGAGACGAUGAUUAUUUCAUCAUGUUUGAAAUGAAUUUUUCAGAUGAUUAGGAUUUUGUAAAAAUUCAGAUAUAUUUCUCUCUUGUCACUGUCAUCUUGUAAAAUGUUCAAUAACUAACUCCAUGAUUAUACUAAUAAAACAAAACUGGGG